AGGAAUUCUCAACUGCAGCUCCCUGCUUCACCACGAGCUCUGCCGAUUGCUCUACUCCGACUAACAGGAUGGGAGUUUGUUUCACGAAGCCUGCGGACUUCGACCGGCGGUCGGACAAGUACAUCCCAUCCUGCACCCUCAUUACGGAAGACUUCUUCAACAACAACGCACCCGAUAAGAACGAGGGGGCCAGCUUCUUCUCGUCGAUGCGGACAGCGCUGUGCAACUUGCUGCAGUGCAAUCCCGAGGAGGCAAAUGCGUUUCUAAUCCGCGCGUGUCGGUGCAACGCCCGCACGAGUGAGGCCCUCGACGCGUUUCUGAACAAGACCCUUGCGCAGAAGGCGCUGCCGGAUGUCAACCGCGCGUACGUGAUGCAAGCGUGGAUGACCUACGACCGCGACAACAGCGGCGACCUCGCGUACGCAGAGAUUAAAAACAUGGUGCACGGCCUGAACUUCCCAGAGGCGCUGGCACGCAGCAUCCUAGCCGCCUUCAAGGAUUCGAAUAAAACGGUGAGCUAUACAGCGUUUGAGCAGGCCUACGAAGAGGCGACCGCCUUCAACGAACUGGGGUACGUCUUCGACGAGGUGGCGAACAACUCCAAGGUAAUGUCCCGUGCCGUCUUCACCGAAUUUAUGCGCGACGUCCAACAAGGUCCCUUCGACAGCGCCUUCGUCGAGGACACCCUCGCCUCCCUCGGCUGCGUGGAUGCGGAUGAGAUCGACAAGAAGCACUUCAUUGCCUUUCUCUCCAGCAACCGCUUCUGUGGCGCAAUGAAGCGCGACCGCAUGUACAACGUGUAUCAAGACAUGAACCACCCCAUCUGCGAGUACUUCAUCAACUCCUCCCACAACACCUACCUCACCGGAGACCAGCUGAUGAGCGAGUCCUCGCCGCUCAUGUACAAGGAGGCACUUCUGGAGGGGUGCCGCUGCGUGGAGCUGGACUGUUGGAACGGUGGCAACCACGAACCCAUCGUCUACCACGGAUACACACGCACCUCCAAGAUUCUUUUUGUGGACUGCAUCAAGGUCAUCAAAGAGUACGCCUUUGAAGCAUCGCCGUAUCCUGUCAUCCUCUCCCUCGAGGUGCACACCUCCGUCAGCCAGCAGGAUCGCAUGGCCGAGAUCAUGAAGCACGAAUUCGGCGACCUUCUUUUCAUACCUCCGUGGGGCCCCAACGAGAAGCCGACCUUCGACUUCACCCCGCACAACCUGCGGCACAAAAUACUCCUCAAGUCUUCGCGCAGCGACUUCUUCUACGACGAUGGUUCCGGCGGGGACGCGGACGACGAGGAUGAAGUACAGGAGAGGGCCGCAGAGGCCGCCAACGAAGAGUACCGCCACGCCAAGGAGGAACGCACGAGACACAAGCGCAGCGGUACUCGCGCCGCCUCCGCGAAGCUUUCUACCCUCAUCAGCAUCGAGUCGGUGGCCUACAAGGGUGUGGACGACCUCUCCUACCUAGCGGAGCGCCAGCCCUACCACUGCACCUCGUACUCGGAAGAUAAGGGACGGAAGGUGUUGCAGGCGAGCACGGCGGGGUUCAUUCGAGUCAACACGGCGUGUCUCAGUCGAGUCUACCCUGCCGGUGCCCGCUUCGACAGCAGCAACUACAACCCGCAGCAGUUCUGGAAUUGCGGCUGCCAACUUGUCGCACUCAACUGGCAGUCACGUCGCACCGUCGAAUGGCGCCUCAACCGCGCCGUCUUCAUGGACAACGGCAGGUGCGGCUAUGUGUUGAAACCACAGUACCUGCGGCCGACAGACGGAAGCUCGCGUGUCACCUCGGAACAGUUUUCACUUAGCACCGAGAUCAUCUCCGGUUUCUGCCUCCCGAAGCCACGCAAAGGCAGCAAAGGCGACAUUGUGGAUCCGCUGGUGUCCUUGUUUAUUGAGGGGCCGGAGAUGGACAACUCCCCAAAACUGACCAAGGCGAUCUCAAACAACGGCUUCCACCCCGUGUGGCGCGGCACGGGCGCCAACGAGUUCGUCUGGGAGGUCCGGCGACGUUCCAUGUCCUCGCUGAUCAUACAGGUAUUUGAUAAAGACCGCCUCAGCAGCGAUGGCCUACUGGGCGAGGCCAUCGUCCCACUGAAGCUGCUGCAAGGCGGCUACCGCCGUGUUGAAUUGCACGACGUGUCGGGCUACUUCAUACCGGGCGCGUGCAUUCUGUGCAACAUUUCGUAUGUGUAA
This is a messenger RNA of Leptomonas pyrrhocoris, 2195 nucleotides long. RefSeq names its product putative mitochondrial phosphoinositide-specific phospholipase C. NCBI's taxonomy places the organism in Eukaryota, Euglenozoa, Kinetoplastea, Trypanosomatida, Trypanosomatidae. Gene Ontology annotation, molecular function: calcium ion binding; phosphatidylinositol-4,5-bisphosphate phospholipase C activity. The coding region runs from base 69 to 2195 and encodes 708 amino acids. Gene Ontology annotation, biological process: lipid metabolic process; phosphatidylinositol-mediated signaling. The record is from RefSeq and is a predicted model, not a curated record. The transcript has a single exon.